CCUGCAACUGCAAGCAUUCAAGAGGACGGAACGAGAAACGGAGAUGAUAUUGAACUCUGCAGCAGCCGUGGCUAAGGUUGUUCCUUUCCGGCCUCUGUUGAAGCCGAUACGUGCCUCUUCCAAUAUCAGCACCGAACAGCUACGCGAGGAGCUCAGUCACCUUCAUUCUGAAGCAGACACCACAAGAACCAAGGCAAACAAUGCGAGAAUGAGACUUUUGAGAUUGUCUGAGGCUGCUGAGAAGCUACGGCGACAGGCUGCUAUUAGCGUACGAACAGGGAAGGAAGAUGACGCGAGAGAUCUGCUUUUCCAGAAGAAGAAGGUAAUGCAAGCGCUGGAGAAGUCAAAGAGUCGAAUCAAGCUGUUUGAUGAACUGUCAGCAAAGCUUAAUGAGGCAAUAUACAUAAAAGAGAGUCAGCUAAUCGGGAAUAUUGAUUCGGAUCUGACAAUGACCACUGAAGAUGGGUCAAGCCCUGUUCGAAUUGCCUCUUCAGAGCAGGAAGCUGCAGAAGAUUCAGAUGAAACUGAUAUUGGGUGUAAAGAUGUAAAUCUUCCAGAAGAUCAAGAUUUGCAGCCUAAUGCAGAGGAUUGUGCAAUCGUCGAUAAUGACGGAGAGCAAGAGGCCCUUACAUGCUCUGAUUUAGGGAGUGAAGAUGAAAUGGUAAACUGUUUAAAGGGAGCAUCAUCUUAUGAGGACUUCAUGGAAAACCUGGACAAACAGCUAAACAUAAUUGAAGAUGAACUCAACACCGUGCUGAGGGCGUCAACUGUUCUAUUAGAUGGUGAGGAUAAACAAAAAAAUUUAAGAGUGCAGCAAAUAGUGGAACUUCAAGAUAGCAUCCGGCUUAUCAGAAAGAGAAUCUCAAGUUUCAAGUUGGCAAAUGCGAACAUCAGGUUUUAGUUUUUACCUCACAGAACUCACGAAGUAGCUGAAGAAGGUGUUGAACUUUCCAGUGGUGUGGCCAUGGCAGAAACUCCGUCAUCCAAUUCCAAUCUAAGGCGGGGCCACCAUCCACCCAAAAAAAGAAGUCAUCAUACACAUGGGCCAUCGGUAUUGUUACUUUCUAAUCCGUCUAUAGUGCAAACAGCAGGCUUAGGAUUCACUUUUAGACUGUCCACUUUAUAAUCAUUUUCACAUUCACCAUUUUUUGUUUGGAAACUUUUGGCCUGGACUGGACCUGAAUUGAGGACUUCCAUUCAAAAUGUGCGGUGCUUCUUCUACACGGGUUCUGUUUACAAUAUUCAUGCUCUGGUUGGAUCUUAAGAUUAUUCAUAUCCUUAAGAGCUUUCUUUAGUUAAUGUUUGGGAUUUGGGCUGCUUUGAGUGUAUCAAAGGCAGUUUUAUACAUAUGUAUAUGAACAUUCUUGUCAGGAUUGAUGAUCUUCUAACUGAAUUUCCUUCAACUACCUUGGACUUGUUGUAUAUUUGGCAAGGGAUAGUUAGUCGAAAGAUUCUGUGGUGACCCACUGUCCUCCAAAUUAGGAUUUCCCAUUAAUCAACUGCGCUGUAGUUAGUCAAGAUUGUGGGAUCAGAAGGAAAUAAUUAGGCAGGAAAAAGAUUAUCCCAUUUUUAAUGGAUCCAUGCUGGAGUGGCCAGAAAGGAGAAGGGAAAAGAAAACAUAUCAUUACCAUCAUUACAACAACAAUUAUCAGUAAGCAGCCCACAUUAAAGAACUAAAUUUCAAUCAUAUCUUUCUUUUUGUUAACUAUCCUCGGGCUUCCCCCAUUUCCCUCUCUUUUCCUUCCUCUGUUUGUCAUUUGCUCGCCCCCUACACCCUAUGUCUACUCUCUCUCUCUCUCCACCCAAAGAAAAAGGGAGCACUUGGUACUUUCGAAAUGGAUAUUUUACAGGACAAGGAGUGUAAAGUCUUCAACUUUCGGACAAGGUAAUGAUGCCACUCAACAAUAUCAUAUCAUCUUUUCAUGCCCAACUCUCUAUAUUUAAACCAGGACAAAAGUAGGAAACUCUAGUAAUUAAGGAACUAACGCCUACAAGUGGGAGGAUGAGGAACAGCCCGAUCAUUAGAGGAAGAACAGGAGGACUGACCCAGGAAUGGCUCAUACAAAGCCUCAUAUUCCUCAUUCUUGCUCAUUUUCUCUGUCCAGGACACACAAGAGAGCUGAACCAUGAGAAUCAGAAAUUCAGUUCCCCAGUUUCCACCACUCAAAGGGAUAUCACCACCCCUAUAACAACUGUUCCCACAAUAAUCCUGUCCAAUCCCACUGCAUCAACUCCAUUUCUCAAUCCAACUUCAACCUCGGACACAUAUUCUCCGACCAUGGAAUCUCCCAAAAGAUCAUCUCCACCGUUGUCAGGGGCAAGUUGGUGCAUUGCUAGUCAAAGUGCAUCACAAACGGCAUUGCAAGUUGCUCUAGACUACGCAUGUGGCCAUGGUGGUACUGAUUGUUCAGCAAUUCAAACUGGUCAGAGAUGUUACAACCCAAACACCAUUCAUAAUCAUGCCUCCUACGCAUUUAAUAGCUACUAUCAGAAGAAUCCCGUUCCAAAUAGCUGUAACUUUGGUGGGACUGCUGUCAUUACUAGCACUGACCCAAGUACAAUGGCAUGUCAGUAUACAUCCACUAGCACAAGUUCAUCAAUUCUAAACACCACAAAUUCCAAAGGAUCAGCAGUGUUUGGAGGUGUACCCUCAAGCCCCUCUCCUUCAGCAGCAACUUGUCAAGCAAUAAAUGUUGUGCAACAAUUGUUGUUGGUGACCAUGGUUUCUCUCAGAUUACUAUACAGCAACAACAAUCCUCGUGACUGAUUGGUAACCACAAAACUAACUUACCCAAUUGAAGUUGGUUGAAAGAUGAGUUGGAUCAAGGAAGAACAGACAUAUCUGGGCCAUGUGUUUUCUAGUCUAUUUGCUCAUAAGUUAGUAGAGAAGAAUUUGAAUGUUGUGUUGGAUGUGUAGAGCAUAUGCACAUGUCUGCUACUUAAAAAAGGAUGAAACCCUUUUUUUGUUGAUGUGAGAUCUGUCUGGUUUUUUAUUGCAGAGCAUCUUCUUAUGACAUUGUAGAAAAACAAGUAGCAGCAGCAACCAUACAUCAAUCCAUUCUCCUUCUUCUUGUUUCCAUUC
Messenger RNA from Cucurbita pepo subsp. pepo (vegetable marrow), 3082 nucleotides. NCBI's taxonomy places the organism in Eukaryota, Viridiplantae, Streptophyta, Magnoliopsida, Cucurbitales, Cucurbitaceae. The record is from RefSeq and is a predicted model, not a curated record.